Messenger RNA from Aspergillus ochraceoroseus IBT 24754, 2296 nucleotides. RefSeq lists its product as uncharacterized. The record is from RefSeq and is a predicted model, not a curated record. Lineage: Eukaryota; Fungi; Ascomycota; Eurotiomycetes; Eurotiales; Aspergillaceae. The coding region runs from base 132 to 2120 and encodes 662 amino acids. Gene Ontology annotation, molecular function: ubiquitin binding. The transcript is spliced from 2 exons.
GGAAUACGCCGUGUAGUCAGGGUCAGGACUACUGAUAUCCGUGCUUCUUUUGACUCUCUUUGCUUGCUUUGUUCUUUCUUUAGUUCUUUUUUUUCUUUUGAUCGUCAAGUUGUUAAGAGCAAGCAACUGUCAUGACGCUGUUACCACCUUUAGCUCCACUGCCACCCCGCGAGCUGCAGAGGACCAUACCACCGCAGGAAUGGGAGCUCUAUACAGAUGCAUGGAUCUUGCUUCUGAGUGUUCGAUUACAGUCUUCGCAGGCGGACUUUAAGGAGUUUGCUCCCACCGAUGAGUCUGCCGUGCUAUUCUUGGCUUCGUUCUACCGGCAACUGGCCAGAUCCGGGACAUCUAGUUUCCAUAAUGAAGCAAAGGCCAAAACACUGAGGAAGCUUUGCUUUCUGCUAACACGGAGAUUCCUGGUAGAGAGUUCUGGGCCGCCUCCUGGACUUUUGGAAUGGACGUAUCUUUGCGACAUGAGCUGUUGUUACCCUUCCAGUUCGGCCCUGAAGAAGCUCCUGGCCGAUGUAUGGGACAAGCACCAGACUGUAGUCACAUCUAGUCUUGAGAAGGCUAAAGCUGCGGUCAUUAAACAUCUGUCCGCGCCUGAUUCUACGAGAAUAUCCACAGCCGUUUCUGACAUCCGGCUGCUGACCAUCCUGGCGUCCUUACUUCCCGCCGCGGGACAUGUGCUUAUGGCGGGAUCCGAUUUUCUAGACACUCUUGCAGAUGCGUACCAAACACAUAAGAGAGAGGAUAUCCGAAAGUCUCUCGUUGCUAAUGUCUAUGUUGGCCUGACCUCGCUGUUGAAGGGCUCAAAGCCCAAUCUUUCCCUACUCCUAGAUCAAUUAUUCGCGUUGAAGGCCGGCGCAGCCGUUGGGAUAUCAAAAAUGAAGGAGGAUCCUACUCUCCUUUCCGAUGUAAUCUGCAGCUCCGAUCUUCUAUCUCGUUUAGAAAGGUAUCUGGCCGCCCAGCCUCAGACACGAGGCCAAGAUCUCGUCUCUAGUCUCCGGUCCUAUCAGACCGAGUCAAAGCCAUUGCACCACCGAUAUCAAAGGCCCAAGAAGCGUACAGAUAAGGGCAAAGGUCGCGCAUCAGAUCUACCCUCAACCGAAGACGUACACAUCCACAAGAUAGCAACUCCCUACCACCCAAAUAUCAACUGCUGCCCCCAUCACGAUCCCUUGCCCCCACACCCAACCCCCCCUCCCCCAACAGACCUACUCCCCACACCCCACAAAAACAUCUUUGACAACGACCUCGACCUCGCUGAACUAGCCCGCUCCGCCCACACUAACAACACCACCCUGCACUUCGGCCGCGCAAACCCCUCCAUCACCGCAGAUGACAUCCUCAACGACCGCCGCAACCACACCGCCAAAAAGGCCGCGAUCAUCUCUGCCCUAGCGGCCUUCGACUCCGACGACGACGAGCGCGACGACACCUACGAUGUAGCCGACGUCGGAGGCACAGUCGACGGCGCCAUCCCAACAAGCACAGACUCCGACGUGGAAACCACGCACCAGCGAACCCCCCCCGCCACAGACACAACUGGAAUCGACAUGGCGCUUCUCAGCGCAUACAAGUCCAACCCUGCCCUGUUUGCCCGCGACUCAGCAACCCGACGCUCGCAACCGCGUGCCUCCCUCAAGCGCGAGACCGGAAUGACCGACGAAGCCAUCGAGGGCUGGGCUGUCAUGCUCGCGCGGGACCCGAAGCGUCAGGCGAAACUCGAAGAGAAGAUAGCGCUCUCUGCUGCGCCUGGCGCGGGCGGUGUUUCGCAGCCGGAUCUUCCUUCUACGUCUUAUCGGAAGCCGAGGAGGGCCACUGGGGACGAGGAGUCCGGUAGUGAUAUGGAUAUGGACGAGCAGCGAUCUGGCUCUGGCUCUGGCUCUGGCUCUGCGUCUCAUCGGAGAGGUGGUUCUGGUAGGGGACGUGGCGGUCGUGGAGGUGGUGGAGGAAGGGGAAGAGGAGGAGGAGGAGGAGGAGGAGGGAAUGCUGGGGAUCAAAAUCCAGCGGUGUCAAGACAGAGAAAGGAAGAGAACAAAGCAAGUCGAGCGAAUCAUAAUCGAAGACAGCAGCGUGCGAAGAAGGUAGCGAGGGCUGGGGGGAUGGUGGGAUAGGUGCUUAAUAGCACUCCGUUACUAGGUAAUUUAUGAUGAUGCCGUCACGAAUUCGCUAAGCGUCGCGUUGCUUUUUGCUUCAAUUCAACCAUGAGUUCAACUCGGGAUGUGAACAUUAGAUUGCUACUGAAGAGCUUGUCUGUAGAAAAAAAAAAAAAAAAAAAACAAGAGGGGGG